GAGGAGGUACAAAGGCCUGAAAAAGACAGGGGGACAGGUGUGUGGGGCUAGGUACUGGCGUGGUUGGGCCACUUUUUGAAUUCGACGUGAGGGUACAGGAGAUGAGGCUGAAGCAGCCAGGAGAGCUUUGCAGCUCAUUCCACACCCUGUGCCAGGGAUCCUCGGGGCACUGGAACAGCAUGGAGGGGAGGCUUCCUGGAGGUGGUGCCGAAGCUGGGCCUUGAAGAGUGAGGGUUUGCCUGAGGGACAGGGAGUAGAACAGACUUUCCAGCAGAGACCAGCAAAUGCAGAGCUCCCAGCAGGAAAGAACAAGCCAAGUGCUGGAAACUGCCUGCAUGGCCCUAGCCAGGCCAACAGUAGUAUAGUCUUAGCCGGCAUCUUUGGAGAUGCGCGUUCCCUAAGUACACUCGAAUCUGCAUUCUUGAUUUCUGCAGUGGUUCAGAAGCACAGCUAGGGUCAAGAGGCACCAGCAGUGUUUGCAGGAAGUCCAGGAAGCUCUGGGGUCUGGCUGUGAAGGGCCUGGUAUGGGUGCUUUUCCAAGGGAAUCUGUGUCUAGCCUGUGGGCAUAAGCAGUGGAAACCUUUGGCUCUGGCCCUUAACGCCUUAAAACUACAUGUAGAGGUUUAACAAAUCGCUGUAAAAUGGGCAAGGGCUGUAAAGGCACACAUCGGUAACAAGGUUGGAAACCACCUGUUGCCCAUCAGUCUUGAGUAAAAUUUGACCUGCCCGCAUCGUGGGAAACUGUGCACCUGCAGAAAAGAAUGGGGGUCCUUUUGUAUACCAUAUGGACCAAUCUGCAAGAUAGUAAGUGUUUCCAAACAGGACAUUCGUGAGCAGAUUUGGGACUACAUGGAGUCACGAAAUUUAGCUGAUUUUCCCCGGCCUGUCCAUCACAGGAUUCCCAACUUCAAGGGUGCUUCUCGGGCCGCUGAGCAUUUCCCACGUUUGCAGGCGUUCAAAAUGGCCAGAACCAUUAAAGUCAACCCUGACGCACCCCAGAAAAAUGCCCGCUUCUUCGUCCUCGACAGCAAAAAAACAUUGUUGGUUCCAACACCACGACUGAGAACGGGGUUGUUUAAUAAGAUCACACCACCCCCCGGGGCAACUAAAGACAUCUUGAGAAAAUGUGCCACCUCUCAGGGCGUGAGGAACUACAGCACUCCCGUGGGCUUGGAUUCCAUGGUCCUUGUGGACUUAGUGGUGGUGGGGUCCGUGGCUGUUUCUGAAAAAGGCUGGAGAAUUGGGAAGGGAGAAGGCUAUGCCGACCUUGAAUACGCCAUGAUGGUGUCGAUGGGAGCGGUCAGCCAGGGGACGCCGGUGGUCACCAUCGUCCACGACUGCCAGGUUGUCGACAUACCUGAGACACUCCUUGAGGAUCACGACCUCACCGUGGACUAUAUUCUCACUCCAACUCGAGUCGUCACCACGGGCUGUGCGCGCCCCAAGCCAGCAGGAAUCGUGUGGUCCAAGAUCAGCUGUGAGAUGAUGGGGAAAAUACCAGUCCUCAGAAGCCUGCGCUGCCGAGAGGAGCAGGCCGGGAAGGACGUCACCCUUCGGGAUAAACACCGGAGCCUUCCGGGUGCCCGGGCCGCCCUGAGCACCGUCAGAAGCCCGCGGGAGCUGCCCUCGCUGGAAUCGGGCUCCGUGCCGGGGGAGGAUGUGCCUUCCAGCACUGUUUACGUUGGGAACCUCCCCCGGGACGCCCGGGUGAGUGAGCUGAAGCGAGCCCUCAGCGCACGGGGCGCGGCUCCCUCACGGCUCACUUGGCAGGGGCCGCAGCGCGGGGCCUUCCUCCACUACUGGGACCCGGCCGAGGCCUGGCAGGCCAUCUCUCGCUUGCAGGGCUUCUGUCUGGGCGCCAACACAGCGAGGGUGGCGCUGGCCAGGCAGCAGGGGGCCAGUGGCCCGGCGGGCGGCCGCGCUGGAGAGCCGCACCCUGACCCGUGACAACAUCCCACUCCGGCCCCCGGCGAACUUCAGAGCCCAGCACAGCGGGAUGUGGUGGAGCUUUGCUGCACGAGCUGCUUUGAGUUCAGUCCUUUCCGGGAAGUCAGAGCUUCAGUUGGUGCCUGGUAUCUCCUGAGGGGCAGGGAAG
Balaenoptera acutorostrata (minke whale) is the source of this 2095-nucleotide messenger RNA. RefSeq names its product methenyltetrahydrofolate synthetase domain containing (gene MTHFSD). The record is from RefSeq and is a predicted model, not a curated record. NCBI's taxonomy places the organism in Eukaryota, Metazoa, Chordata, Mammalia, Artiodactyla, Balaenopteridae. Gene Ontology annotation, molecular function: RNA binding. The transcript has 8 exons. The coding region runs from base 850 to 1947 and encodes 365 amino acids. Gene Ontology annotation, cellular component: cytoplasm.